AUGGUCUCUAAGCUUGACGCGAAGCAAUUCAAGAAACACAACAGAGAUACAUUCAUCAAUGCAGUUGAAACCUUACAAGACUGUUUGAAACCUGUGACACUAGUCGUCCAAGAAAGCAUUUUGCCAAUUUUAGACAGUUUGUUCACAUUCAGCCAAUUGAAAACUGCUACCCAAAUUGAGAAUGUUGUAAAAUGUGAUGACGAGGCUGCCAAUGUUCUUCAGUCAUUAAAAGAAGAUACAACAUUGAUAUAUCUGGUUGAUGUACGAACAGAACUCAACAUUAAUGACAUAAUUUUGAACACGAUAAAUGAGCUUCAGAUAUCUAAACCUAAUGUGAUUUCAGUUACAUACAAUGACAGAAGUGAAGAAUUGGGGCUGGUACGAGAUUAUCUGCGAGAACUUGUUAGAGUGCCGCUAACAUUGGUUAAGUGGCAUGUGCUACCUACAGAAAGUUUGGAUGAAAACAUAUUGGACUGCAAGUUGUUAUUGACUUCAGAGGGAAUCAACAUGUAUUAUCCGUCAGAUCCGUAUUUUAGAAGUGCAUCUAUCAAUAUUCUUCUUGAUAACCUAUCGAAUGUUUUACUGUCAAUUCUUGACAAAGAGAACAUCACAAUUUCGAAAAGUUUAGCAUUAGGAGAUAAUAGCAGGCGGUUAGUGGAUAUUGUGAAACAACGGAUGGCUAUUAGAGAUACUGCCGAGACCCAGUUUAUUAAAAACGCCAAAUUUGGGAAAUUAAAAUCAGGGGAAAGGAACGACCUCAUUGUGUUUGAACGAAGUGUCGAUACCAUUACUCCAAUGAUGGCAGAUCUAACAUAUUCAGGAAUCUUGUCUGAAGUGGAUCAGAUAUCAAACGUUCCAAAGGAUGGAGGCAUAUGGGACCUGUUGAAGUUUUUAAAUUUUGGUGCGGUCGGUUCCAAUCUCAACACACUAGCCAAAGAUCUUCAAUCUCAAUACGAGUCACGCCACGCUGCAAAUACGAUAUCCGAAAUCAAAAACUUUGUAGACAACCUUGGUGAUCUACAGAACAGGCAAGCAUUAUUAAAGCAACAUACAGUACAAAGUUCAGAGUUAAUGGAAUAUCUAAAGGAUACAGAUUUUAAGGAUAAAAUUGACUUCGAACAUGGGGUUUAUGCAGAUCUGUUAGAUUAUUCUACCAUAGUCAAUACAAUAACUGAAAUGAUGUGUUUUGACAAAAGUGAACUCAGCAUCCUUCGGCUAUGUUGUUUAUUUUCACAAAUAAAACAUGGGAUCAGGGAGAAGGAGUUCAAUUUGUUGCGUCAGGAAUUGGUGGAUACAUUUGGAAACGAGAUGAUAUUUAAACUGAAUACUUUGGACAGAUAUAGACUAUUCUCAAAAAAACAUACUGAUGGAUUGAAAAAUUAUCAACUUAUAUGUAAGUCUUUCGAUACUAUACCAGAUGUUGACAUAGAACCUACAAAACCUCGAGAUAUGAAUUAUGCUUUUUCUGGAGUCGUUCCUAUAGUGUCAAGACUACUACAGUCAAUGUUUGAUAGAAGUGUAUUUGUGAAGAAUAAUAAUUCAAUCUUGCAAUCAUUUAUCCAUUCAAGAGAGCCAACUUUGGACAAACUGGAGCCAUUAAUGAAAGAGUCACAAAUACCCCUGGAUGAAAGGCACUGGGUUAAAACCGAGGGAAAGAUAAUCGGAGACGUAAAAGAUGAAUCUGAUCUAACGUUCUUAAUUUUCAUUGGAGGAAUUACCCAUGGUGAGAUAUCUACCAUCAACUAUUUAAAGGAAAAACUACGAGCCAAGAAGAUAAGGAAAGAGUUCAUCAUUAUUACCGAUGGAAUCAUCACCGGUAACGACAUUUUUUCCUCAUCUGGCAUUCAAACAUCUAAGAAGAAAAAUGUCUUGACGGAACAGUUAGGCGACACCUUGAUAAGUCAAAAUCAAGGAAAAUAG
Messenger RNA from Kluyveromyces lactis, 1920 nucleotides. It is a transcript of the gene VPS33, whose product is annotated as tethering complex ATP-binding subunit VPS33. The coding region runs from base 1 to 1920 and encodes 639 amino acids. Gene Ontology annotation, cellular component: fungal-type vacuole; CORVET complex. The record is from RefSeq and is a predicted model, not a curated record. Gene Ontology annotation, biological process: vesicle-mediated transport; intracellular protein transport. NCBI's taxonomy places the organism in Eukaryota, Fungi, Ascomycota, Saccharomycetes, Saccharomycetales, Saccharomycetaceae. The transcript has a single exon.